GCCGCUGUCUGCGCACUGCAGCUCACAGCAGCCUAUGUUUCCCUGUUUUUUUCCCCUCGUGUUGUUUGAGUGGACUGGUGGAUCCGACAAAGCUUCGGAUGGGUGUUUCUCUUUAAUUCUGCGGCAUCUAUCUCCCUGUAUGCGGGCCUGGUUUUGUGGAGGAGGGCGGGCCGUGCACAGAUGAGCACAUUUCGGACCGUCAACUCACCGCUGCGGCAUGUUCGGAGCAGGAACUUGGGAUGAUUUCUGUUAACUUGGUUUGCAUUGAUUGGAUUUGGGAAUGGCAUGCAGAGCUUCAAGUUCAGCAUAUUUAAGGCCCAUGUCUCCUGCUUGGAAACUGACUUAGGAUCGCCCCCACGGAGGCGCACGGACUUUGGAGACCUAUUCUGCAGAGGUAUUUUGGCGCAGCACGCACGAUCUGGCGCAAAAAAAAAAAAAAAAAAAGGGAUGAUCCCCCAGUUUAUUGAUAAGACAGACCACUGAGAUUAAAACGUAUAUUCGGCUGCACACACAAAAAAAGAGCCGCUUUCCCAAGAUGAUGUCACUGAUAGAUCUGGAUGAUGACCAGCGGUGGGUGCCCACGCAUGUGAAUGUCACCGUGCUCCGCGCAAGGGGACUGCGCACCAAGGGCAAGCACGGCAGCCGAUACCUCUACACCAUCAUCCAGGUGGGGAAGGAGAAGUACACAACAGGGCUGGUGGAGAAGGCGGAGGUACCCGAGUGGAAUGAGGAGUGCUGUUUCGAGCUGCUCCCCGGGAUCCUGGAGGACGGGGGCCGGAGCGCCUACCCACCGGGGAGCGGAGACCUGGUGCUCACCGUCAUGCACCGGGUCCUCAUUGGACUGGACGUGUUCCUCGGUCAAACCAUCAUCCCUCUUGAUAAGAUAUUUCAGGAUGGAAUGUGUCCUAGAGAUGAGUGGUUCAAGCUCAACUCUAAGGUGGGACGGAAGGAGAAGGAACGUGGUGAAUUACAGGUGACCGUCCAGUUCACCCGCAACAACAUGACGGCCAGUAUGUUCGACCUCACGAUGAAAGACAAGCCCCGCUCUGCUUUCGGGAAGCUCAAGGACCGCGUCACAGGGAGGAAGAGGGGGGACAUGGAGUCUUCGUCUGCCAUUGUGCCGGGUCGAUACGCCGCCCUGUCGGGGUCCCUGGGGCAGCCGUUUGGAGGGGAGGUCGGAGGGGCGGCGGAGCCUCGGGAGGUGGAGGUAACAGAGGAGAAGAGGAGUAAGAUGAAAGAUUUCUUCAAAGGCAAACUUCGAAAGUCAUCUGACACCAGGUCGUGCUCAUCGCUGGCCUCAGAGAGUAGUAUGUCCUCCAUGGCCAGCGAUAACCCCGGCCCUCCGCCCAGUCUGGACCUGCUAUCAGAUCCACCCAGCUCCCCCAUCUACUCUAGCAAAGUGAGAGUGGACACACACUAUGGAGAGGCAGAUUUAGCUAAAAAAGUGCUCACCAGUCAACACACCACUAAGGUUCUGACACAUAAGCGAGCCUUCAGCGAUGAAGCCAGUAAGAUCACAACAGGCGUCCUUCGAUCGAGCCCUGCAGUGGAGUCCCUUAAAGGUCAGACCAUGACUCAGUCCAAGUCUUCUCUGUGCAUUAACGGAAGCCACGUGUACGACUCUGAGCCGUCGACUCCGAAGAGCUCUGGCGCUCUCCCGUCCAAACUGGUUCUGCUGGAAAAAUGCUCCCCGCUCUCUCGUUCCCUGCAGAACCUCACCAAACGAAGCGAAGACAAAGGUUCCUUUACUGAGGGCCGCCGCUGGUCCUUUGACAAGAUGAAGAAAGACGAAAAGGAGGAUGAAAAGGAAGCUCAGACAUCUUCUCCUCCGAAUCAAGACGCUCAGAUAGGUGGUCGCCCAGUGCAGGCAGCCAUGCCCAUCGUCUCCGCCGCUUCCGAUUCAUCCGACAAAGGAAAGAAGUUAAGAAAGACGCUAUUCUCUGGAGGGAGGAGUGAUUCUCUCCCGGCCAAGUCAGAGGUGACCCAGGCUGGUUCGACGUCUGAGGGGCGACUCAGAGGCUGGUUUGGCUCCAGCGAGUCUCAGAACAAGCCGAGGCUGGAAGUUUCUCCUAAGGUAGAAAGCAGCUCAGAUGUACCCCCUCCCCUCCCGCCUCGCUCCCCUGUGCCCCCUCAGUGCUCCUCACCUUCUGCUUCCCUCACUGGUCAUGUCUCCCCCGAUGAAGGGAAUCACACUAAUCCCUUCACCCCAUCCCCCUCCCCUUCCUCGCCGCCCAUAUCCCCCUCCAACCCGUUCCUCCCACGUAUGCAGCGUAAUCCCUUUUUCGAGGAGCUCAUAGCCGAAGAGUCGCAGAGGUCCCCUCCUUUCGCACCUUGCUCCUCUUCUGGCUCAUCCCCCUUUCAUUACACCACUCUGCCCUCCCAACCCUGCACACCCAGCCCUCCUUGUGACGUUAAGGCAACAAAUAUGGCCUCCAUAAAGCGGGAGCGCCCCAGGCCGGUAGCUAGGCAGAUAUCUCUCCCUGCAUUAUUACCCAAAGCCUCCAGUAACCCUUCAGCUCCUCGGUCCCUAUCAGAAAGUGCCAGAGAAUGGGACGAGUCUUUUGACGCCUUUGCUUCUAGUCGCCUCAACUCACCCAAAUCCAAUCAUCCAAUAUCAAAUCAUAAAAAAGAAAACAUAGUAAAUAAUAUUAAUACUUUCAGUCUUGCACAAGAGCUGGAAAUGUGUGAACAGGAGCCUCCGCCGUUGCCUCCAAGACGACUUUUACGAACACCUGUGAAUGAGUUGUACUCCGACGGCUGGUUGCACAGAGGUCAGGAGCUCGCUGUCCAUAAAGAGGCCUACCUCCUGUCGCAGACCGGUGUGGCCUCGCGACAACGUGGAAGAGGAGAAUACAAAAGAAACACACCCAGCAUCUCCCCGGAUCCUCACACUAGCAGCGAAACUUCCGAUUCCAUCAGCGCUCACUGUCAGCCGUAUGCAAAUCUUACUUCUCCGCCAUUCAUGUGUGAAGAAAAGCUGAAAAAUAUGAUCAAAUAUGAACCUUUGCAGGAUGAAAGCGACUUCUGGGGAGGGAUGUUGUUUGAGCAAGAUUUGUACGGCCGAAACUAUGGGCAGCCCCAAAUAAAUAGUCGCCAUUUAUCUGUUAAUGCAGAGGAAACUACUGGAAGCAAGGUGCUAUCUAAAAUCUCAGGCCCUAAAAUGCUUCUUGGAAAUGAAAUCCCUUUUGCAGACCUUUUGAAGAUGUCAUCCACUAUUCUUUCUAAGCCAGAUGCAAAUUUAAUAGAUUAUACUUCCAAUCCAGAGGAGGAAACAGUAGACUCAUCUGAUGUUAAUCCAGCCCAAAGCACAUGCAUCAACAAUAACAUUUCGUUCUCACUAACUUUAGGAGAUCUGAACAUGAACGUGAAUAACUCAGAUUUUAGUUUUAUUGAUUCUGAUGGAUCUUCUCAUUCGGAGGUAGCUGAUACUCACAAAGGCUUGAGUAGUCAAAGCCGGACUUCUCAACAACAAGCAGAAGAUUCACACAUCCCUGCUUAUCAUGAGGAAACAAUGACCACACCAGAGGAAAUGUUCACUUUAAAGGACACCUACAUACCUGAGACCAACUCCUCAUUUGAAAUAACUGCAUCGUCUAAUAAAUUGUUGAGUAUCUCUCCAGUUUGCCAAGAACAUUGCAAAGAUUGUCUUAACUGUGAUCAGAAAAAUGUAGCACUACACGGUAAAUCCAGGGUAAUAAGUAAAGACGCCGCCGCUUUACCGCAACAAAAACAAGCAUUUAAACCACCUGAUGUAGAAGCAGAACCCAAAGAUGAUUUUAAAACGUUGCAAAAUGCUGUCGAUGAUAAUGGAAAUCUGCAACAAAAGGUGGUUAGUGCACGUUUUAGACCCAAAGCUGUGACCAGAACAAGUAGCUGUAGUAGCCUAAUCGACCAAAACAAAAACGGAGAGGGAGAGUUUGAGCAGUUUUUGUCUCUCGUUAAAAACAUUUCACAAGAAAGCGAAGGACCUUUGUCAUAUCAGCCCAAUAAACCAGCUCUGUCUUCCUCACUGGCGUUAGAUCAACAGACCGAUUCACUCAUGGAUAGCACCAAGAAAGACCAAACACAGCAGCAAGAGAUUAAUUCAACAUCACAAGUAUCCUCAGGGGAUAAGUCACUUCUUAAAGAAAAUUGUGUGGCAGGAAAACGCACAGAGCUUAGUUUUGAAGACUUUCAUGCAAAAGUUGCCCCGACUUCAAGAACCCCUUUGAAAUCAAAGAUUGGACAAUCUUUGCAAGAGCCUUCCUCUGCCAUUCCUUCUGCACUGUCCCCGUCAGCUGAUGCUCAGGCUAAACCCCCCUCUAACCCUGUCUGUUGCCCCUCCAUACGUCCCUUAAGUAGCACUGGAGUCAGUACUACUGUGGCUGUGGCCCCCUACACCUCCUCCUCCUCCUCUUCCUCCUCCUACUCUACCACCUCCACCACUGACCAGCCCCUGGUCGAUGCACGGCACUCACUUUUGCCUGAGGAGACACAGCCAGCUAGCAACCUGCCCCAUCAGGAGAGCAGACCUCAUCUAGUGAAGCCAUUAACCGCCAGCCAGUCAGAGAAGAAGGAGAGUCGUUCGGUUCUGGAGAAACUCAAGUCGACGAUUCACCCCGGACGCAGCGCACACCAGGUCGCAGCCGAACCUGAGAAGAUUCAGGAGGUGACAGUGGACAACUCUGCUCAGUACCAGCAUCUGACCAACAUGGAGCUAAUCGCUCUGCUGCUGCAGCAGGAGAUGGAUAUGCAGAAACAACAGGCGGCUUCAGAGCAGCAGGAAGCACGGCUGGAGAAAUGUGAGGCCGAGCUGAGAAAGGUCAAGCUGCAGGUUCGAGACCUAGAGGACUACAUUGAUAAUCUUUUGCUGAGGAUCAUGGAGCAAACUCCAACGCUGCUUCAAGUGCGCUCAAGACACAAGUGAUGAGAGAAACUGAGUGGGCACAUGACGAAUCAGUUUUGUCUGGAUGUUUUUUUGAGUUGUUGUAAAUGCAAAGAGCAAAACAGUGAAGGUUGGGAAUCUUGUGUUCUAGAGGAAGAAAACUCCACAAACACGGACUCACAGUCGUCCAGGUCUUCUCACUGCUAAUACUGCCCUGUUGAUGUAGACACGAUAUUAUCUAACAUGCAUGCUGAUUACUAGCCUAAUUUGGAACAAAGAAAAAAAAAGUGCUACAAAAAAAAAGCUUCAGUCCAAACAGAUGCAAUCAGUGAUUUUAUCCAUGCUUCCUAGAAUAAUUUAAGGUAGUCAGCUGCUGUCGAUUUCAAAUGUAAACUCACCGCUUCCACUUAUGCAUAAAGUAAAAACAGACUGGAAAUGUCUUUAAUGUACGUUUUAGAGAACUAAGUAGUUACUUUGUCAAAAUAUGAUGUUAGCUCGAGUCUCUGCAAAUGUGCAAUCUUGUUUUUACAGCUGCUGAAAUGCAAAAAGAAUAUUUUGACACAAGAUUUUCCAACUCAAGCAGCUCCAUGAAAUGCCUUGUGGAACUUGAAUUAACCACAUGUUUUGAAUAAAUAUUUAGCAGGAUAAAAAAUAAUGCUUUGUAAUGUGAAUAUUGAAUUAAGCAUAAGAGAGCGUUUCUGCAUUCACGUGUCUGUAUGAUAAGCAAAAGAACAAUUCUGUGCCUCUAUGAGAAGAGUUAGAAAAAUGAAAUCUUCCUUUCGGUUUGUGUUUUUAGUUUUUACAAAAUGUCUUCCGUAAAGUCUUAUUUUCAAGCACAGGCUAAAAUUACUUGUUUUAAUAUAUAUUUUUUUGCUCUGCAAAUGUUUAGAUAGCGACAUGUCACUGCAAAUGAUAAAAUUCUAAGUAAAUUAUUUCUAUUGAAUACUUUUGUCAUGAUAAUAUAUUCUCUAACACACACCUAGUGUCACUGCAGCUACUUGCAAUGCUUUACAUGACCACAGUACUGUACUGUAAUAAAAUAAAGUGCAUAUGAACCAAUUAAAACUUUUUAAGGUCUUCA
This is a messenger RNA of Sphaeramia orbicularis (orbiculate cardinalfish), 5945 nucleotides long. It is a transcript of the gene rab11fip5b, whose product is annotated as RAB11 family interacting protein 5b (class I). Gene Ontology annotation, cellular component: phagocytic vesicle; early endosome; mitochondrion. Gene Ontology annotation, biological process: regulated exocytosis. The transcript has 6 exons. The record is from RefSeq and is a predicted model, not a curated record. NCBI's taxonomy places the organism in Eukaryota, Metazoa, Chordata, Actinopteri, Kurtiformes, Apogonidae. Bases 536 to 4906 code for a protein of 1456 amino acids. Gene Ontology annotation, molecular function: small GTPase binding.